CCUCCUCCUACAACUACAACCCCACCUCCCACUACCACAACAACAACCACACCCCCGCCUAAUCCUACCACAACUACCCCUCCUCCUACUACUACAACUACAACCCCACCUCCCACUACCACAACUACGACCCCUCCUCCUACAACUACAACUACAACCCCUCCUCCUCCUACAACUACAACCCCACCUCCCACUACCACAACUACAACCCCUCCUCCCACUACCACAACUACAACCCCUACUACUACAACUACAACCCCACCUCCACCUCCCACUACCACAACUACAACUCCACCUCCUCCAACCACAACUACCCCUCCUCCUACUACUACAACUACAACCCCACCUCCCACUACGACAACUACAACCCCUCCUCCCACUACCACAACUACAACCCCUACUACUACUACUACUACAACUACAACCACUACGACAACUACAACCCCACCUCCCACUACCACAACUACAAGCCCUCCUCCCACUACCACAACUACAACCCCUACUACUACUACUACUACAACUACAACUCCACCUCCACCUCCCACUACCACAACUACACCUCCUCCAACCACAACUCCACCUCCUCCAACG
Molecule: messenger RNA, 591 nt
Organism: Pelmatolapia mariae (spotted tilapia)
Lineage: Eukaryota; Metazoa; Chordata; Actinopteri; Cichliformes; Cichlidae
Product: mucin-2-like
Exons: 2
Source: RefSeq, a predicted model, not a curated record